CUGUAGUAUGCUGCAUUGGACUCGGGUCCCUGCGUCAUUGGUUGCGGAUACCAGCCGUCUAGUCCAGCGCUUGUAUGCUACGGUGUACGGAGUAUUCGGGGUGAUUUUCAUGACUCGGUCCUCCAGAUCAGGCAAUCCAGACCUGAAGGUCCAGGAUGGAAUAUAAAACUCAAAUGAACUUCAUUGAUUUUCCCCUGCAAUCUGCAUUGGUGUGAACAAUCACUACACAACACAAUAACAACAUCGUGACCAAAGCAAAACGAAAUGGCUCCCGGACGCAUCGACCCCCCCAAUCUACCCACCAGCAAGCUUGAGAUCCCCUCCGUGGAUAUCUCUGCCUUCCUUGCCGACCCAGACUCUCCCGAAGCACAGCGCAUUGUGCCCAUUGUGAGGCAGGCCUGUCGUACCACUGGAUUCUUCCAGGUUACCGGCCACGGCGUUUCCCCGGCUCUUCAAAAGGCUGUGUUUGAAGGGGGCAAGAAGUUCUUUGCCCUGCCCUUUGAGACCAAAAACUCCUUCGACUCCAAGAAGGUCCGCGGCCACCGCGGCUACGACGUGCUAGCCUCGCAGUCAUACGAGCCUGGUAUCCUGCCCGACCUCAAGGAAGGCUGGUAUGUUGGAGAAGAUCUUCCCGACGAGGACCCCCGGGUGCAGGCCGGUCGCUUCUUCAUGGGCAGCAACGUCUGGCCGGACGAGGCGCAAUUGGCCCGCCAGGACUUCCGAAACCCCUGUGAGGAGUACCACCGCACUCUCAGCGCCCUCAGCGUCCGAAUCCUGCAGCUCAUCGAGCGUACCCUGCCCUACGGCUCGGGUAUCUUCGACGACUUUGUCUCCAACAACCCCAUCACCCCCAUGCGGAUCUUGCACUAUCCCCCCGCCCGCACGCCGACGGACAAGCCUCAGUUCGGGGCCAGUGCGCAUACCGACUUUGGCGCCAUCACGCUGUUGCUGCAGGAUGAAAGCCCCGGCCUCGAGGUGCUAGACUCUCGCACCGGAACCUGGGUGGGCGUCCCGCCCAACCCGAAUGCCUACGUGGUCAACAUCGGUGACAUGCUCAGCCGCUGGACCAAGAAUGAGUACGUCAGCAGCGUGCACCGGGUGAUUAACCAGAACCCGUGGGAUCGCUACAGUAUCGUCUUCUUCUUUGACGGUAAUGCCGACACCGAACUGCGGGCAUUGGAUGGCAGUGAGGCGGAGGAUCCAAACCCAUUGACCCCGGAGAAACACAUGCUGAACCGCAUGACUGAGAGUUAUGGGAAGAAGAAGACCCAGCCUGAGGUUACCGCUUGAAUUGGAUGCCACCUGUCUGUCAUGAAUUUCCCUUCCCUUUUCCUUUUCCUUCCUUGUCAAUACUACGUCUGUCCUCAUUACUCUGUCUUUUCCAUCGUUAAUCGUUCCAAAGCCUUGAUAAUCAUAACGAUAGCAUUGAAUUGAAUUUUCUACUUAGCAAUGA
Molecule: messenger RNA, 1453 nt
Organism: Aspergillus ibericus CBS 121593
Lineage: Eukaryota; Fungi; Ascomycota; Eurotiomycetes; Eurotiales; Aspergillaceae
Product: isopenicillin N synthase family dioxygenase
Exons: 1
Coding region: 265-1290 (341 amino acids)
Molecular function (GO): dioxygenase activity
Source: RefSeq, a predicted model, not a curated record